UACCGUCAACACUGGCUAAUUUGGCUGCGGACUGCUGGAAACACGUUUUGUUAGUGAAAUACAUUACGUAUUUUUCCGCAAUGGCGUUACCUUUCCUACCCGGAAAUUCUCCAAAUAUACACUUGCUGAAGGAGAAAUUCCACAAAUCCCAACAUUUUGACUACUCCAAUGGGGAGCCUUUGCUGGCCGGAAUAGAGAAGCCAGGCAUAGGAGGCGAGCUGUUGCCAGGACAGCGGAUCAAACCAAAAUCUUCUGUCUAUCCCACAGCGGCGACCGGUGGUUUGCCAUCAUGGGUUGCCUUUGACAAACAGGUGCUGUGUUUUGAGGCGUACUUCCAGGAAGCGGUGCCAGAAGCUCCCGAUGAGGGGGAACGAAUCCGGAGGUGUAAAAUCUACUUCUACCUGGAAGAUGAUACAAUACAAGUGGUUGAGCCAGAGUACAAAAACAGCGGAAUUCCUCAAGGGACUCUGAUUCGUCGCCAACGCAUCCCACUGCCACCACCCAGGCAGGAGCAGUUCAACAACGUUUUCCACUUUAACCUCAACCAGCAGGUGGUGCUGUUUGCCCACACGUUCACCGUCACCAACUGUGACCAGUUCACAAGGAACUUUCUCACUAAAUGUGGGGUGAUACUCAAUGACCCCGUCGCUGUGCCCGAAGACCCAUACCGUAGCCACCGGGAAAAGAUGGAGAAAAGCAUGAGUCCAUUGCGGCCGUACGAGAGGCGAGACACUCUUAAACAGUUCUUGGACCACGACCGCAAAGUCCUGCGCUUCUUCUGCUUCUGGGACGACACUCGUGCCAUGUACGGGGAUCUCCGAGAGCUUGUGUUGCACUACUUCCUGGCCGAUGACACAAUAGAGAUUAGGGAAGUCAUCCCGCCGAAUUCCGGUAGGGUCACGGCAUCGAAAUUCCUCCGUCGCAGCAAACUUCCAAAGUCUCCGCAGCAUGCUUCGAAUCAGUUGAAUCUUCCUGGAGAGGUGACCAAUCGUACUGUGCUGAAUGUGUUGGCCUCCACCAGAGAAGGAGACCGCUUCAUAUUGGACAGCCUCAAAACAGGAGCCAUCCAGGAGGAGUUUUAUAAAGAAUGUGAUUUGACAGUGGGUGGCGAGUUGAACGUGUGGGGCAGGAAAGUGAUUAUCGCCGACUGUGAUGACUUCACUAAACACUACUACCGCAGCAAGUAUGCUAUAGAGGACUUCAACCCGGUGCUGUACAAAGCUCCUGUAGCCCCCAAGCCCCCCAGGCUUGUACCUCCUUAUAAUGGCUUUGGCUCCGAAGAGGACUCACUAAGCUCCUGCCAGCGCCUGCUGCCCAAACCCCCACAAAAAGAUCUCAGAAAAUUCCUGGAAUAUGACAGAUGUGGCCUUGAAAGUAAUGUGCUCAAGUACUAUGCCAAGAUGGUAACCACCAGUCAGGUGGAUAUUGACAGGGAGUUCAUCAUCUCCUUCUACCUGAGUAACGACUCAAUCAGCGUGUUUGAGCGCUCGCAGAAGAACUCAGGUCUGCAGGGCGGCAUGUUUCUGGGACGGGGUCGCGUCAAAAAGCCAGGCCAGGAUGUGUUUAAAAGCGAGCUCUCUGAAUACUUCACCGCCCAAGAUUUGUACGUAGGGGCAAGCCUCUGCCUUAACAACAGGCUAUUCCAGCUCCUGGAUGCCGACGAGUACACCCUCAACUACUUGGAACAACAUGCUGAGCAGUUUCCCAAAGCCAAUAUUGGCAACAUCCUGGCUAAACUACGGUCAAUUCCGGAGGAGAAGCAGCGUGAAAUCAAGAACUUUCUGACCCUUAACGAUCCUACCAACAGUGGAUUUGUCAACUUUGAGUCGUUCAGGGACCUGCUGAUGGCAACGGAGUGCGGGCUGAGCGAGCAUGAGGUUUUAGUGCUUGCUCGAUCUUUCUCUGAGUACCAGCAGCCUGAAGUUGACAUUGGCCUGAUGCUGGCUGUGGCCCAGGAUGUCCUCAAGAAGAAGGACUUUGAUCAAAUCCCUGACAUGACCCAAGCCUUUGAACUCCAGGACCUCAGCAAAACAGGACGCACGUCUAUCAAAGAGGCGACGACCAUCUGCAGAACCUUCCAGCUCCCCGUCUCUGACAACCUGCUUACAUGUCUACUCCACAAGUUUGCAGACGGGGAACAGAUAGACUACCAUGCCUUCCUGGCUGGCAUCAACUGGCUGGAGCAUCCUGCCGCCCCGGUGAUGCCUGACGACAUCCUGAAAUUUGACGUGAAUCUGCGGCGUGAUGCCAGCGGAGUGAGAAACAUCAAUUACUCCUCUCUGGUGCAAAAAGUGUUCCCCGGCGUCUUCAACACGGUCGACCCGGAAAGUACGGCAUCAGCGUAGAUGAGUGCACUAAAUAACACAGGCACCCAAACGUGACGUGGGACCGUGGGGAAUUAACGUCCGAUCUGUGCGCUUUUGACAUCACACUUAUGCUUUUGAAAAGUGUGUUGACUUUAAGACAGAACCACAUUUUAAGUCAAGAAAGUUGGCUACCACGGAGGAUCCCAACUGUCGGAUCACAGCUAUGGAAUCAACAGGUACAUCAUGAGAUGCUAACAUUUAGUCCAAUGGUCAUGAGACAAUUUUAUGUGAUUUUUUGUCUCUAGUGGUUCUCAAACUCUGUGAACAAUCACAUUAGUAGUAGCCUAGUAUUUUGCCUGAAUUGUUAAUCCAUGCAUAGCUCCUUUUUGCAAAUCUGUCUGAAAAUUCUAAAUGGGAAUAGAAAUCAUCAUUAAUACAUUUCAAAUGAUUACCAAGGC
Syngnathus acus (greater pipefish) is the source of this 2764-nucleotide messenger RNA. It is a transcript of the gene efhc2, whose product is annotated as EF-hand domain (C-terminal) containing 2. Gene Ontology annotation, biological process: regulation of neuron projection development. Gene Ontology annotation, cellular component: microtubule. NCBI's taxonomy places the organism in Eukaryota, Metazoa, Chordata, Actinopteri, Syngnathiformes, Syngnathidae. Bases 81 to 2345 code for a protein of 754 amino acids. The transcript has 15 exons. The record is from RefSeq and is a predicted model, not a curated record.